Messenger RNA from Echinops telfairi (small Madagascar hedgehog), 4998 nucleotides. RefSeq names its product RIC8 guanine nucleotide exchange factor B (gene RIC8B). The record is from RefSeq and is a predicted model, not a curated record. The coding region runs from base 44 to 1726 and encodes 560 amino acids. Gene Ontology annotation, molecular function: G-protein alpha-subunit binding; guanyl-nucleotide exchange factor activity. Gene Ontology annotation, biological process: G protein-coupled receptor signaling pathway. Gene Ontology annotation, cellular component: cytoplasm; plasma membrane. The transcript is spliced from 10 exons. NCBI's taxonomy places the organism in Eukaryota, Metazoa, Chordata, Mammalia, Afrosoricida, Tenrecidae.
CUUGGGCGCGCAGAGCGGCCGCAGCUCCCCCGCACCUGCGGCCAUGGACGAGGAGCGCGCCCUCUACAUCGUCCGGGCCGGCGAGGCGGGGGCUAUCGAGCGGGUCCUGAGGGAUUACAGCGACAAGCAUAGGGCUACUUUCAAAUUUGAAUCCACAGAUGAAGAAAAAAGAAAGAAACUCUGUGAAGGCAUAUUUAAGAUCCUCGUAAAGGACAUCCCAACAACAUGCCAAGUGUCCUGCCUGGAAGUUCUCCGUAUUCUCUCCAGAGACAAAAAGAUUUUAGUUCCUGUAACGACCAAGGAAAAUAUGCAGAUACUGCUGCGACUAGCCAAGCUAAAUGAGUCGGAUGAUUCUUUGGAGAAGGUGUCAGAUUUCCCAGUUAUCGUGGAGUCGUUGAAAUGUCUGUGUAACAUUGUGUUCAACAGUCAGAUGGCACAGCAGCUCAGUCUGGAACUUAACCUUGCUGCAAAGCUCUGUAACCUUUUGAGAAAGUGCAAGGACCGGAAGUAUAUCAGUGACAUUAAGUGCUUUGAUUUGCGCUUGCUCUUCCUCCUGUCACUUUUGCACACCGACAUCAGGUCACAAUUACGCUAUGAGCUCCAGGGACUACCGCUGCUAACCCAGAUCUUGGAAAGUGCCUUUAGCAUCAAGUGGACCGAUGAAUAUGAAUCGGCCAUAGACCAUAAUGGACCUCCUCUCUCACCUCAGGAGACAGACUGUGCCAUUGAGGCCCUCAAAGCUCUCUUCAAUGUGACAGUAGACAGUUGGAAGGUCCAUAAAGAGAGUGAUUCUCAUCAGUUCCGUGUCAUGGCAGCUGUCCUUCGCCAUUGUUUACUAAUCGUAGGUCCAACUGAAGACAAAACAGAAGAGCUGCACAGUAAUGCAGUCAACCUUUUAAGCAACGUUCCGGUCUCUUGUUUGGAUGUUCUCAUUUGUCCAUUAACCCACGAUGAAACAGCCCAGGAGGCAACGACGCUAGAUGAACCACCCAAUGAUGAAACAGCUGAGAAAGAAACCAUUUUGGAAAAUAAUACCAUGACAUACAAUGGUAUGAAUAUGGAAGCCAUUCAUGUUUUACUCAAUUUUAUGGAGAAGAGAAUAGACAAGGGAAGCAGCUAUAGAGAGGGUCUAACGCCAGUUCUCAGCCUAUUAACAGAAUGUUCCCGAGCUCAUCGAAACAUCAGAAAAUUUCUCAAAGAUCAGGUUUUACCACCAUUGAGGGAUGUGACAAAUCGACCUGAAGUUGGUUCAACGGUGAGAAAUAAACUGGUGCGCCUCAUGACACAUGUUGACCUUGGAGUCAAGCAAAUUGCUGCUGAAUUCCUUUUUGUCCUUUGCAAAGAGAGAGUGGAUAGCCUGCUGAAAUACACUGGCUAUGGGAAUGCUGCAGGACUGUUGGCGGCCAGGGGCCUCUUGACUGGAGGAAGAGGAGACAAUUGGUACUCAGAGGACGAGGACACAGACACUGAAGAAUACAAAAAUGCAAAACCAAACAUUAAUCUUAUCACUGGUCAUUUAGAGGAACCAAUGCCAAACCCUAUAGAUGAAAUGACAGAAGAACAAAAAGAAUAUGAAGCCAUGAAACUUGUCAACAUGCUUGAUAAACUUUCCAGAGAGGAGUUGCUUAAACCAAUGGGGCUAAAACCUGACGGGACAAUAACGCCUUUGGAGGAAGCCCUCACCCAGUACUCCAUCAUCGAAGAGGCCAGCUCCGACACAGACUGAGUGCGCCCUCGGCUCAGCGCGCACUGUUGCUUUUAUCGGCAUCUUGUCUCUGUAGCUCCAGAGGAAGCUUCUCUCUCAAACAUUUAUGCCCUUGCUUUGGCUAGAAACACAUUAACUGGUCUACUCAUUGAGAAUCCAGCGUAUUUAAGGGGUGAUCCUGUGUUUUUUGCAAUGUUGAGGCAUUCCUGCAGAACUGCAGUUAGAUGGAGUUACCGGGGCUAUAGAAGCAGGGGGAAAGAAGUACUCCCAUUUCAUCAGCAUGGACCUGGAGGGCUCCUUUCUAUUAAGCUGCCCUGGUUGAAUCUGGCGAUGCUGUUUGCCGGGAUUCUUAGCUGAAGACUGAGCUGUGUCCUCUUCUCGUUGGCGUGAGCUGCCCCUCCUGAGUCUUGCCAGCAGACGAGGCACGUGAGAGCAGACGGGCUGUAGAGAAGGGCCGACGGCGCGGGCACUCAGGGCAGGUCUCACGGAACGGAAGUCCCAGCAGCUGCUCCAGGGACCGCGCACCACUCUUCACUUCAUUUGUUUUGUGUAAAUGUCGCGAAGUACACCACACACACACACACACACACACAGCCCCAACCAGGCAAACUGAGUACAUAUUCUGCAAGUUUGUCACUUCUGACAACUGCAGAAUCCUUCUUUCCCAAUGAAGAGUUGUAAAUGAUGGUUUAGUUCCCAGGCAGCUACAAAUGCCUAUUUAUUCCCUGAUGUACCUGAACACUAGUUCCAUAGAACUGAACCACCAUCUGAAUCAGCACAUGGGUGGGGAGGGGAGCCUGCAUUCUGAGGUCUAACUCAGGGUGCCAGGCGCACACCCAGCUGUGGAAGGAGGGGCUGGGCUGCCUAAGCAAUGGGGGUCCUUUCAUGGCCUCUGCUGGGAGUGGGAGGCUGCAGCUCCCCCUGUGUACAUAUAGGUCAUUCAUCCGUCACAUGUUUUAAAUUUGGGGGCUAUGGUUUGUGUGUGUGUGUGUGUGUGUGUACGUGCUACCUUUCUACUCUGUGUGAUCAGUUUAACAGUAACUUUAUUUAUUUAAAAACCAGAAACACAAGUAGUUGCUGUUAAACUGAUAAAGGUUGUUGUUUAUUUUUACUUUUAGAACUGGGCAUAUGAAGACGUAGAAGAUGAAUCGCACUAGACAGUGGGCCUAGGUGAUGAGUGGCUCAAGUUGGAGAGGGUUGGUUCCCAUAUAUAUACAUAUAUAUAUGUAUGUAUGUACAUCCAUAGCCACAUACAUACAUAUAUAGAUAGAUAGAAAAUGUGCUUAACCACUGCCUUUGAAAACUUUAAAUUAAAUAAAACCUUGGGGUUGAUUCAAUUUAGCCAUCUGUUGUGUGUUUCUUUAUAGCUACUGGGACGGAUGAUACUGUGUCACAGUCCGUUGGAAAGGCUUUCCCCACACUAUCUCACUUCUCACUAGCCGUCCCAAGUGCAGGCAAAGGACAGGCAGUGCUCAGAGGCUGGGCCUGGCCCAGAAAUCACUUCUCAGACAGAGCGUCCGUCACCUGGAGAGCUGAGCUGCCUGACGAGAGGCGCACUUUCUUGGCCGCUUGCUCAGAGGCAAGAUCUGGAGUUUCCCUCUUCAUGAGAUUUGCCUCUGUUGGAACCCAUUUCAUGACCAGGGUUCUCAGCCCAGCAAAGAGGGCGGGGAGCUGCUAGGGGGAAGGCAGGCUUAGCAAGGGCACCAGGAAACGCCGGGGAGGGCAGAACACAAUUCAAGGUCCAGCAAACCAGGCCAGAUCUAUUUACCAAAGGACAUUAGUUGCCCAGAAAACCCCUCUGCACCACAGGGUGGCCACAGACAGAUUCCUGGGCUGUGACCCUGGGCGCCUUGAAGAGGAGACAGUAGGUGUGAGGAUGUUUCGCCAACUCAGCGGUUGGUGUGGAGGUGGUGGGUGACCCAGGCCUUUCCCUACAGCAGAGAAAGAGCUUGGCAACCCAUCAUUGUAGAUUAAGUGAAAUGCUGGGGGGCGUGGGGGAUAAUUUCUGUAUUUUUGUUAUUUCAUUCAAAAAUGCAUUUUUAACGUAUUUUUAUAAUUUCUACAAUCAAAUAGUUUUGGCACGCAUGUCAGCCAACCUCCGUGAAGACCUGUUUCGUGGAGUGACCCUUGUAAGGCUUUCUGUAGUGUGAGUGUUUGAAUUGUCUUGUUUGCAUAGCUGUGCCGCCCUGCUCUCCCUGAAUCUGGCUGCUGUGUGACUUGCCCCGUGCUGUGCCAGCCCAGACUUGUUCUGGUGUGUGAGCUCUCCCAAACCGACUUCCUGGGCGGCCCGGAGCAAGGGCUGACCUCACUGGAAUGCUUGCUGUGUGCUGGGCUUUCUGUGUCCAUUUGCUUGUGUAACCCUCCCUCAUCACAUCACAUCACAUUAGAGAUCAUCUCGAGGAAGUCCAAAUCUGUGGGUGACAGCAAACAGCUCCUCACCUCCCUCUUCACCACACUGCCCAAUGGGCCCACACUGCCUCUGUACCACUUUGGAAUGCUGGGAGCCCAUCCCUUGGGAGCAGAGAGGGGUGAGGGGAGUAGCCAUUCUCAGGCCAUUUUAAGCAAUAACUAUUUUAGCAGAACUGAUUUCAGGAAGGUCACGAGGUUGAAUUGUAAGUGGGCAGCUUGGUCAGGUUCACACUGCACUUCAGGUGAAGACGUGAAAUACUUUUGAACAGAUGAGGAGAGAACUGCAGGUCUGCGCCCCCCACACCCCCCAUCCUGGACAUCAGCCCAAUGCCAGUGGCCUGCAGUGGGGGACCCAGAAGUGCUGGCUACCACAUUGCCUGCCCCACCUCCCCCAGGCACACCCUCCGGGUCUUUGAAGCAGUAUAUGGAGGAGGAUGCCCUAAAAGGAAGAACAGUGGCGAGGCAUAUGUGUCCCCUUCACGCGUCCUGUGGCCCUGGGCACCGGCUGGGUGUAUGCUGUCCUUCCUUAGGGAAUGCAGACAUGGGCAGCAGCGCGGAACAACUGAACAACCCUUCAACCACAUCUGUCCUGCUGCCUGCCUCCCAGUACUAUUGUAUCGCGCCCCCCCCCCCCAUUGUAAAAGUAAUAUAUGUUCAUCAUGGAAAGUUUGGGAAGCGCCGAAAAUAAACGAAGAGUCCCAACCCCACCACCCUGAGAUCAUUACUGUUCAUGUUUUAGUGUAUUUCCUUCCUGUAUUUUUUCUAUGCAUAUAUAAUUUAUUUUACUACAAGAUUGGGAUCAUGCUGUAUUUACAGAUUUGUAUCCUGCUUUCUUUAACAUUGUGAGCAUUUUCCCAUGUCAAUAAAUAUUCUUCAAAAAGCAA